Schistosoma rodhaini is the source of this 1595-nucleotide messenger RNA. The record is from the annotation of a GenBank genome assembly. NCBI's taxonomy places the organism in Eukaryota, Metazoa, Platyhelminthes, Trematoda, Strigeidida, Schistosomatidae.
AUGAAUUCAUUUAUGAUAUCAUCAAUUAUGAAUUUAAAUAAAUCAUCAUAUUCUGAUACAAUUGAAACUUAUAAUAUCAAUAAUAAUCAAUAUUAUAAAAUAUUGAAUUUAUCGAAUUCUAUAUUAAAUAAUAAUAAUAAUAAUAAUAAUCAAGAAUUUAAUAAUGAUAAUACAUUAUUAAAUUUUAAUUAUUUUAAUAAUAAUAAAUCAAUAUUAACAAAUGUAUCAAAUAAAAAUUUAAAUCAAAAUAUUGAUUUAUUGAAUCAAAUAAAUGAUAAUAAUGAAUUUAUGAUAAAUUAUCAAAAUUAUUUAAAUUUAUUUAUAAAUCAAUUAUAUUCAAAUAAUACAUUAAUCAAUAAAUCAAUAAUUGAUGAUUAUCAUGAUCAUCAUAAUCAUCAUCAUUUAUUAUGUAAUAAAAAUAUUAAUUCAUUAAAAGAAUUAAAUCAUAACAAAAUGAAUAACAAUAAUGAAUAUUUAAAUAAAGAUAUAAAUACACUUCAAUCAACUUCUAAACUCUCAAAUCUUAUGAAUUCAUCUACUGAUAGAUUAUUAAAUAAUCAUAAUUAUCAAAAUCAUCAUCCUAAUAAUAAUAUUGAAUAUUUAAAUGAUAAAGAAAAUUGUUUAAAUGAAUCCCUUGAAUAUGAACAUCAAAUAAAAUUAAAUAAACAAAAUCAAAAUUCAUUUAGAAAUCGUACAUCAUUUACAGAUUAUCAAUUAAUUUGUUUAGAACGUGAAUUUUCUCAUAUACAAUAUUUAUCACGUAUUGAUCGAAUACAUUUAGCGCAAAAUUUAAAUUUAACUGAAAAACAAGUUAAAAUAUGGUUUCAAAAUCGUCGAGUACGUUGGAGAAAAAGAAAUUUAUUUUAAUUUUUAAAAAAAAGGAUGAAAUAGAAAAGAAGAAAUAAAAAAAGAAAAAAAAACCCGACAACUUUUUGUUUUUCUCUUCUCUCUCUUCUCUCUUUUUUUUUUUUAAAAAAAAAAUAAUUUUCUAUUUUUCAAAUUGUUAAUAAUGAUAAUCAAGAAUAUUGAAUGUAUCAAAGAAUAUUGAUUAUUGUUUAUUUUUGUAAUAAAAUUUGAUGUGCUACUUUUUUCUAGGAAUAAAUUUUGAAGAAAUUAGUUGAAUAUUCAGAUCGUUUUUCUCCUAAGAAACAAAAAUGUAGAGAAGUAAUUCAGUGGAGCUUACUUCAAACUUGUAUUCAUAUACUUGUUAUGAUAUUUGAUUCAGUCAAUAUUAGACAAUUCUGAAAAAUUUAAACGAAGCAUUUAUAUAAAACUGAGAUAAUUAAGAAUCGUUUGUUCGGAUAUUUAUUAUAUUGGAGUGAUCUAGGAAAUAUAUAUUUAUAUGGUCAAGAACCUUAGGUAAAUGAAUAACUUGUCAAUCUAAAACAACUUGGCCAUUCUUGUAUUUUAUAGUUUUAUGUGACAUUAAGAUAGUGUGUGAUCUAUCUGGAAUCAUCUGGCUUAUUAUCUCUUGAUUGAUAAUAUUGAUAAAAUGCAUUAAUAAGUUACUUAAAAUGCUUUGGAUUUUUGAGUAAAAGUUGAUAGAUACACAAAAUCUUUACUUGUUGUGUUAUUUACAUUAAUAUCAGUUCAUU